UCCAAAGGUCUCCUUUUAAGGCUCGGCGUCCGUCAGACACACCUCCCUUUGAGGUUAAUAUCUUCCUGUAAGGCCUCAUAUCCACAAGAAAGUUCUCUUUAUCAACAAGGAGCCUCUUUUUAAUGAUAAGAAACCUUUAAAAAAGCUUGUUUUUAAGGUUCUGUAUCUACCACGAUCCUCUCUUUAACACUUUUUGUCCAUCUAGGCUAACUAGAGGUUAGCAUGAACACCAGGAACCUCUCUGCAAGGCUACACAUCUGCAAAGAACCAUUUUCCGACUGGAAAUCCUCUUCUGGGUCCUCUCGGUAAUGUUUUAAUGUCUGAAUGUCCUACACGAUACUGUAUUUUUAUCUCAAAUACCCACCAGGAACUGUAUAACUACCUGGAAGCUCUCUUUCAGGUUUAUAUGCUCUCCUCUCACUCUUUUUAAGGGUUUUUAACCUCUGAGAUACACUAUACUUAAGGGACUAUCAACCAAGAACCUCUUUAAGUUCUUCUAAGACAAUAUCCAUGAGGAACUUGAGGUUAAAUAUCUACCAAGGACCUCUCUAUCCACCAACAGUAUCUACUUGAAUCCAUCCGUGAAGGUGAAAUACCCAGGAACCUGUAUUAAAGGGUCCAUAUCCACUGAGAAAAUCUCUUUUUUAAGGCCUCCCCCUCCAGGAAAAUCUCUUUGUGGCCAUACAUCUACCAGGAUUUUAAGAAACCAGGAGCUUUCCACACUCAGUCUAAAUGCUACAAGCUGAAACUGAGACUCUGGGUGGUAAUGAGGACCUAAAACUGAAGGGUGAUAAAAAAGAAAAACCAUGACUGAUGUGGUUUUUAUGCACCGCUGCUGUCUUGUCCUCUUAUCUUAAAGAAAUGUUGGCAUCAAAAGAAAAAAGUUCACAUUAUUGUGUGUAAUUUGCACUGAGCAUCUACAACCAUUAACGUAGCAACCAUAGCAGGAGCGCUGCAGCAUGGGACUCAGCUGCUUCAAGUCCUGGAAACAUGACAGUACAGGCCACAAAGGUAACAGAGAUGUGCUGGCCAGCCCAGGCUCGUAUUUCUUUCUAUCUAACAGUGCUGGUCAGGGUGACGAGUGGCUAAAGAGCCUCAACAAAGGAGUCUGGAUCCCUUUCACAGGGGUCUUUGGUCAGCGACUGGAGGAGACGGUGCUGUAUGAGCGACGUUAUGGGGUGCGUUUGGUUCCUCUGGUGGUGGAGCAGUGUGUGACCUUUAUUCGGCAGCGUGGCCUACAUGAAGUGGGCUUGUUUCGCCAGCCCGGACGGGCCAGUCUGGUCAAAGAGCUGCAGGAGGCUUUUGAUGCAGGGGAAAGACCGUCUUUUGACAGUAGUACAGACGUCCACACAGUAGCAUCACUACUGAAGCUCUACCUCCGACAGCUGCCAGAGCCUCUGGUUCCCUACAGCCGCUACCAGGACUUCCUGCUCUGUGGCCAGAAGCUGUCGAGCAACCGCACACUGGUUUUGGGGGAGUUGAGGAAUCUUCUUCAUGAGUUGCCAGUUGCAAACUUCAACCUACUCAACUUUAUCUGCCAGUUUCUAAAUGAGGUCCAGAGUUACUCCAGCAGUAACAAGAUGAGUGGCCAGAACUUGGCUACAGUGUUCGGGCCAAACAUCCUCCGUGGCAAAGCUGAAGAUCCUCAAAGCAUCAUGGGAGGUGCAGGACUGGUCCAGGUGCUAAUGCUGGAGCUGAUCAGAGAGCACGAGUCUCUGUUUGCUAAAGUCCCCCCACCCAUCUCUGCCCGUCCACUUGGAGGUCCGCACGCAUCACCAAGUGCUCUGAGGCAGCCUCAUCUCCACCCGUCGCCCUGCCUCCGCCAGCUCUCUAUGCCUCUGAUUGUAGAGCGCUCCAGAGAGGCAGGACAGCCUGCUGCAGAUGAACAGAACCCCAGCUGCAUUUACUCUGCUGCUGCCAAAUCAGACCUUUCCUCUGGCCAGAAGAAAUUUCUUGGGCAUCGUUACACCUCCUCUCACCCAGAGAACUGCUUCUACCCUUUACCUUCCUCCAGUCAGCCCCUGCAGCACCACUCUGACAGACACAACCUAGAUUAUCACCAGCACCGCGCUGGCCAAGGACUGUCCCCUGCAAAUGUUCAAUCUUCUACAACCAGCCUCCAGUUACAAGACCCACUGCCAGAUGGCUCCAGUCCCAGACCGAUGCUCUUGGGCUGGGCAAAGGCCUGGCCUGGCCCUGCAGAGACAAGCCCUGGUUUCUGGACCUGUGGUGCUGCAGAGGAAGAGGAUUCAGUGCCAGGAACAGCCAGCAGGGACAGCAGUGAGGAUCAGGAGGAUAGCAACCUUUCAGCCUAUGACAACCUGAACAGAGUGUCUCCAUGUCAGAGGAUGGAAGGUGUCACUGAAGAAACCAAUGAUCCAGGAGGCCAUAUUGGAGCUUGUGAGGAGGAGGUGAGGUUAGAGGAGGCGAGGCCGAGAAGGGACUCAUCUUCUUCAUGGUCUUCUUACGAGGGUCUACCAUUGGAUGAAGGCAGUGAAGCCGUGGGCGGGGUUAGUCCUGAUGUGUCACCAAAGAGACCUGAAAGGUUACCAUCAAGUCAGGUAGCAGAAGAGGAAAGCAGUGAUAAUGACGCUCAUGAAGACAACAAUGACGAUGAUGAUAGUGAUGAAGACGAUGAUGAUGAUGAUGAUGUCCACCACCCUAACUCCCCAGCCUCCGGUUGUGCACUCAGUGACAGCCCUCUCAGCACAGGCAGCUCAGAUGUGUUCCUACCCUCUGGUCCUCCAGAUCUCCAGGACCCUGAGCCUCAAUCACAGCCCGGGGAUGCUAACUCACUCCUGGCCGAGUUGCGGCUCCAGAUGGCCAGGCAGAAGGCUGAAUACCAGGCCAGGAUACAGAGGUUGGAGCGCUGUAAUGAUGUCCUGGAGCGGCAGGUUGCCAUACUGCGGGUCAGCCUGGAGCAGCAGAGGCGCAGUCGAAGUGUCGCUGAGAUCAAGAUCCGCAACAUGGAGCGAGCCAAAGCCGAUGCCGACCUCCGAAACAACACGCUGCAAAGAGAGAUGGAGCUGUUCUUUCAGAUGUAUGGAGACGUCAAAAGAAGAGGAGGGGGUGAAGGAGCAAGAGGAGGAGGGAGUCUCUGAAGAUUGAUAGAAAGAGAAAAUAGAGGAAUUCUUCUGAAGUAUACAGAUAGGUCAGAGGAUAUUAAAGAGGAAGGGAGGGUUUGUUGCACAGAGCUUGAUGAAAGGGAUGCAUGGACAGAGAUGAUCUUGACGAGAGAUACAACUCCUCUGAGUUGGUUCUGAAGGAAGACCGUGAGGGCAUCAAACCCUGACAGGAAACAGUCAGGGCAAGAAAUGUAAUGAGUUAUUGUCUGAUCCAUUGGACAGUCUAAAGAAAUAAGAUCGUGUGUGUCAUUUUAACCAGGCUGAGUUGGUUCACAGUUUCUAGAAGAUGGCUAGACAGCUUGAAUUUGAGGAACAGUUUUGGAUGUAGGCGAGCUUCUUCACCUGUGCAGUGAAUAAAUGGACCUGACUGUUGGAUCGGUUUAGCCGAGCAACUGAUGGACACUAUAAGUGUCUUCCUGCUUUAUGCAAAGUCACCAAACUGUGUCUUUAUGGGGAGCCUGAGGUGAGGCAUUACUUAACAUAAACCCAGGUUUCCUUUGACAAACAAAUAUUCAGAACUAACCAUGGACAAACAAGGUCUAGAAAAGAACUGGAAACUAAAAGAUCUAGAAGAGGAAGCAAACUCAAAGCCUGUCCAGACUAUAUAUUGCUCACAACAAGAUGUUUUGUUGCAGACUGUCGUAAUGUUGACAUCCACAACCUACAUAAACUGAUCUCAGAUGACGUUUACUGAUUACAAAAUUAUUCCAGUUGUAGAGAACUUUGACUGAAGUGCAUGAUGCCAGAAUGCCAGCUCAGAGUCCAUCAGUCCAUCUCUUGUGUCCACAUGACAUGGAAAACACCAUUGCUGGUCUUUGCCUUCUUUAAAGCCAUGUUGUGUUGUUUUGGAGUGUUUGAUGCCUCCCUCCUUCCGCACCCUUGUUUUCCUGACAAUCUUUUUGGGUCAUUUACUGUUGUAGUGUCUUGAACAGUUCAUAACUAGGUCAAGAUGCAUCCUAGAAUGGCUCAGACAAGACAAACUGUUAUGACGGGGCAAAGCAUGGAUUCCUUUAUGACACAAGGGUUGCAGAUCUCAAAAGUUUAUCUGGGACAGCACAGCCAAAGCUGUGUAGUCUGCAUUAGGUUUUAGAGAAAUUAAAAAGUAUCUUCGAGAGAUGUCAGAGAAGUUUUUCAGUUUCUGUCAUCUAAAUAGAAAGGAUGACCCUUCAAGUUUGAAUUCCACAUGGAAAAUUCCAACACAUUCUCAC
Messenger RNA from Epinephelus lanceolatus (giant grouper), 4333 nucleotides. Its product is annotated as rho GTPase-activating protein 24-like. Gene Ontology annotation, cellular component: focal adhesion. Gene Ontology annotation, biological process: wound healing, spreading of epidermal cells; signal transduction; negative regulation of Rac protein signal transduction. The record is from RefSeq and is a predicted model, not a curated record. NCBI's taxonomy places the organism in Eukaryota, Metazoa, Chordata, Actinopteri, Perciformes, Serranidae. Gene Ontology annotation, molecular function: GTPase activator activity.